Molecule: messenger RNA, 2151 nt
Organism: Alternaria postmessia
Lineage: Eukaryota; Fungi; Ascomycota; Dothideomycetes; Pleosporales; Pleosporaceae
Exons: 5
Coding region: 1-2151 (716 amino acids)
Molecular function (GO): protein binding
Source: RefSeq, a predicted model, not a curated record
AUGCCCAAGAGAUCGGAAGAAGACGAGUCCGAAUGGACGAUACGUAAGGAUGACAUACUGAACCUAUACAUAGAGCAGGAUAGGCCACUGUCCGAAGUUAUCCGUGUUAUGGCCAAUCAAGGCUUUGUAAAAACAAAACCACAAUACGAAAGAUCCCUGAAAAGAUGGCGUGUGUCCAAGAAUGUGCGCAAAGAGGAGUGGGACUUUAUUCUCAGCCGCUUGAACGAACGCCAUCGCCCGACUAUUGUCAAAGUCCGCGGUAUAACGAUUCCACAGUCAAGACUAGAUCGUCAAAAGCUUAGGCAUCGAGAGAGCACUCUUGUUCGUUAUAAAUCAAAAUUGAAUCCUUCGCCCCGCUGUCAGACACCACCAAACAUAGAGAUCUCCACACCAUCGCCAAUCAAAGAAGACGACGAAUUGCAACUGAUUCCAUUACCAGAGCAUGGAUACUAUGGAGAGAUCGAAAAAUAUGACGAAGAACCUUCCGCUGUGGAUGAUAUUGGAGACCAAAACGACCAGCUACCUGAAGAAGUUUCCAUCUUUUGGCCGAUCUACGGUGGACCGAGCCUAGACACUUUGCCCAAAAUGCAUGGAGAUAAUGCUGCGGAUGGGACGACGAAAUCGAGGGAGAAUCCAUCGUCACUAUCCUGUCCUCCUACGGUUGAUAGGUCCCCUGUAUAUUCAGUACCACUUUAUGUGUACAUGCACGAAUUCAUCUCCAACAAUUCCGACCGUAUCUUCCAAGACAUCGACCGGCUAAAGAGUCAACAUCAAGUUCAUGAGCAUCAGCAAACCACUGAUUAUGUCCUCAGUCAACCUAUCGAUAUCCAUGUCGAGGCUAUCGUCCGAUACAAGAUUCCAAGCCGUCGUUUUCAUCAAAUUAUGAGAGGCACUCGAGAUGAUCUGGAUUUGGAUCUUCUCCGACGGAUACUGAUUGCUACCGAUCCGGACGAGGACUGGAAGAGCUUUGGCGAAACCCUUCUAUUCAAUGCUGUGAAGGACAGAAACCUAUCUCUACUUGACGUACUCCUCAAUGCAGGAGUAAACGAAAUGGCUUUGCAGGAAGCAGAGACCGUCAACUAUCAAUUCGACGAGUAUCCAUUCAAUGUACUGCAAGUUGCAGUUCAAUACGAGUAUGACGAUGCAAUCAGGACUUUGACCAGUCAUGGUGCGAUAAUCUUCACCGGCUGUCCGUACACUGAUUGCGCUUUUCUCGCUAAUGCGAUUGAACAUGCCAUGCAUCUGGUACGGCCAUUACUCGCUGAAUGCAUAAGAUUGUUAGAUCACCAGAUAUCUCAGAAAGGAAGCGCCGCUCUUAGCCGGGCUGUAAUUUUAUCUAAUGACAAGGUCGUUGACGUCCUCCUUCAGACUGGAUUCAGUCCGUAUACUGGGCGAUACAAUGGCCCUUUUUCGAAUAAGAUAUUACCAUACGGAAGCCCUUUCGAGCUCGCCAUGUUUGCUUGGAAGUCCACCUACCUCAAGAGGUUUUUGAAAUUCCCAUGGUAUGAUACGAGCAAGAAGCAAUAUCUGGAGCGACAACGUCAACUUACUGCUGCAUACAUCUCUGCAUGGUCCUCUAGAGAUCUCGAACUCGAAAAAGCGAUCCUAGAAGCUGGCCUGAAACCGAAUGAGAUGAGACAGAUCAUGGGAGAUGAUCAUAUGCAACAAUGGCUGUAUUUUGGUCUCGCAAAAGCGAUUGAGUAUGGCGACUUGCGGCUUUUCCAGUUGGCAGUAACGAGAGAGAAUGUGUCUAUGAUUAAAGCUGGAGCAGAAGUCAACGCACCUCCAGGUAUAUUGGGCAAGACCGCAAUUGAGAUAGCCGCCGAAGUAGGCAGUCUUGAGAUGGUCACUUUUCUCCUCAAGACAGGAGCCGAUUUCGAGGGACAACACAACAGGAACUACAGAAGGGCAAUUUACAGAGCACGAAACAAUGGACACAUGUCUGUGGUCGGGUUACUGCAUGAGUGGAAGAGAUCGAAAUAUGGCAGGCAUGACUGCGACACGUUAGACAACUUGAGGAACUCAAUUACACCCGACGAAUUGGACUUCCAAAGCGAAGCAGCCAGGGCCGCUCACUUGAAAGACCAAGCCGAGGUUCACCCUGCAGUCGAACUUUCUGGGGAUAAAGGCUCUGUGGCAAGCAAUGGCUGA